CUCUAAUCGGCCUUCUAUCUUUACUCAUUUGCAGGUCUAGUUUCUAAGUGAUCUGGGCUGUGAUGCAAAGGAUUUUGGCCUCUUAGAAUCCUUUCAACGAUCUGUUCUUGGUUAGAUGAGGGCAUUUCCCAUGUGCUUCUCUUUAUUACAAUCCCCUCGGUAUGGAAUCCAUUCCUUGAGUAGUCUUUGGCAGGAUAGCUUCCACAGGUCAAGCAACAAACAUGGAAGCCAUAGGAGGUUUAAUGUUAUUAGUUCCAAACCCAAUGAACUCGAAGGAGGGUACAGUAGAAGAUGGAUUCGAAGCAAAACCACCGAAACUAGAAAGACAAUAGCCACCAGUCACAAUAAAAUACUAGAGGAAGAAGCUGCUGCUGCUGCUUCGACUAGUAGUGCUACUACAUUGAGAGUAGUUAACAAAACAGAACUGAAUGAGCUUCUGGCAUUCGGGUCAGCUUGUGAUAUAAGACAGCAGCUUGCUGAGAGCAAAGACCUGCACAAGCUUGUGACGGUCAUAGUGUUUGAUCUCGAGACGACAGGGUUUAGCAGGCAGUUUGAUCGGAUUAUCGAGAUUGCAUUUCGUGAUCUGGGAGGUGGAGAGAACAGCACGUUCGAGACACUAGUGAAUCCUGAACGUCUAAUCCCUAACUCGCAUGUUCAUGGGAUCAACUAUUACAUGGUCACUAGACCUGGUGUUCCUACGAUGAAAGAGCUAAUACCAAUUAUGGUCCAGUACAUAGAAAGCCGCCGGAAGAAAGGAGGAUACGUGCUGUUAGUAGCUCAUAAUGGUCGUACUUUCGACGUGCCAUUCCUCAAGAGCGAAUUCGAGCGAUGCUCUUUCCGCAUUCCUCACGAUUGGCUCUUCUUUUGUACUCUCGGUCUUGCGCGCCAACACUUUAAGGGUUCUAAGGUAUCACUGGAAGCUAUGAAAGAGAGUUUGGAGAUCAAGUUGGAGGGAGACGCACAUAGAGCCAUGGCAGAUGUGAAUGCACUGUCAUUGGUUUUUCGGGAACUAACGAUCCGUUUGGAAAAGACGCUAGCCAACUUAGUCAAGGACUCAUUCACAGCCUCAGAGUUGAGCAAGACGAGCUCCAAGAAGGAGAAGGGCAGCAAUGCUAAGCCAAAGACUUCAAAGUAGAAAGUUCAGAAGUCUGAGCCAUGGCAUUAUUCCUGCAGUUUAUUUGCUAUUGGCCUUGCUUUGUUUCUCUGUUACUUCUAGUUGUAGUAGUUAUUAGUUGGUAAUCUUAUUGGAAAGUCACUGAUUGUACAUUAAAAGGCUGCCUUCAGCCAUUUGACGCUGAAUAGCAGCAAACGUUAUUGUUUUCUAGUUUAUAAGAAGGAAAGAAAACUAGUGGACUAUAGCAAAAAUUGUGAACUUGUUUCAUUAUGAAAAAGGUUGAAGAAAUCAAAGUAACUUUCCCAUUCAAAAGAGA
Molecule: messenger RNA, 1430 nt
Organism: Linum tenue
Lineage: Eukaryota; Viridiplantae; Streptophyta; Magnoliopsida; Malpighiales; Linaceae
Source: the annotation of a GenBank genome assembly